Molecule: messenger RNA, 462 nt
Organism: Castor canadensis (American beaver)
Lineage: Eukaryota; Metazoa; Chordata; Mammalia; Rodentia; Castoridae
Source: RefSeq, a predicted model, not a curated record
AUGAACAACUUGCCUUUCUAUGCCUUCUACACCUUCAUCUCCUUUGUAAGAGCCUGUGUCAUCUUGGGAGUGAUAUUCCUUCUGUCAUCCAUAUGCAUAGUGGUCAAAGCCAUCCAUGAUCUCUCAACUAAGCUGCUACCAGAAGUGGAUGAUUUCCUGUUCAGUGUCUCCAUUUUAAGUGGAAUUCUUUGCAGCGUCCUGGCUGUGUUGAAGUUUAUGCUGGGGAAGGUUCUGACCAGCAGGGCACUCAUAACUGAUGGGUUUAACUCCCUUGUGGGCGGUGUGAUGGGUUUCUCCAUUCUUCUGAGCGCAGAAGUGUUCAAGCAUGAUGCAGCGGUCUGGUACCUGGAUGGCAGCAUAGGCGUGCUGAUCGGCCUCACCAUCUUUGCCUACGGGGUCAAACUCCUCAUCGACAUGGUGCCACGGGUGAGGCAGACACGCCACUAUGAGAUGUUUGAGUGA